AUGUCAAUGCCAACAAUGACGGGUUAUAUACAUCGACAAAUAUAAUGUUGAUUUGGAGACACGGUACCAAGAAAAUGAAAGGAAUUAUAAAUAAUCUGAAUCCACAAUCCGUGCCACAAUCCAGUUUCCACACGACUCAUCCACUACAUCCAGGUUUUAUUAUACUUAGAAUCUCUCUCCAUGCUUCCACAAAUCAAAAGUGAAACGUGCGUUUUUCCUGGAAGUUAGGAGCGGAAAUCGCACAGGUUAAUAGUAGACUUGGAUCUAUUUGGUCUCUGUGAACACUGAAGUGGACCCAACAAAAGCAUUUAUAUAUCAAUAAAUAUAAAGUCAAUCGUUACGUCAUUUGCUCACUGCAAGGAAAGUCAUCUCAGAAUAUCAUCAUUGGGAAGCGAUACUUCCUUGCCCCGACUGUAUUUUCAUACAUAGCACUGAAUCAUAGAAAUACUGAAAGAAAUGCCAUCAGAAAGAAAUCAAGGAAUCCCGAUAACACAAUGCGUUCAUAUCUUCGAAGGUGAACUCAGGCGGCUAAGAAGCCGUCUGGAUACCCCAAUAGGAAUAAAGGGCUUAAGUUGUUAUUUAUACGGCCUGUGGACACACAGUUCUAACGUCGUUGUCUACUUAGUCGUCUCAUGUGGGAAAGAACUCGAAUACGCUGAAAAGCACAAGUUAAACUGCGUUGGAUAUGUUGCAAAAGAGUACACAGAACAUUUAUAUGAUAUAGCACUCGUGCAAACUAAAGAGUCUCUGUCAACUAGACGACAGCAUGUGAUAGUUGAUGUGAGCGACACGAAGAAGUCAGGUUUGUUGCACGCGUACGGAUCACAUCUUUAUGUGUUACAAAGGGGAGAACAUGUUUUCAAUUUAGAGAGAAGUCUGCAGGUAAAUAUUCUGAAAAACGAGAGUCCAUUCAGAAAAGACGCACCACCUGUGGCCGAGGCUGCUCAAAUUAACUGGCAUGAAAUCAAAAGCGAAAGUAGAUCGAAUUCAGGCGAGAGGAAAGGACAACUUGUGAAAGAAAUCAAGACACCGGAGAAGAAACUAAGUAAUUUGGAUUCCGCACGUGAGAGAGAGAGAGAACCCAGACGUCGGUCGAAUAUCGAAAGAGAAACUGGCUCUUCUGGCGGCAAUCAAACGAAGGGUUAUCUGGAAAGUAAAAUUACCCAAAGCUUGAGUAUUGUUAGAAGUAUUAAACACAAAGUCAAAAGUCAAUUUGGCGUGCAGGAUGACGACCACAUAAUGAUUGAAGAAUUUGUAGAUAAGCUGGUGCUUAGAUUUGGUCAUAAUUCUGAGAAUUGGGAAAUUGAGUUAAAAUGGGGGGAAAGUGGCGAGUAUUUUGUUGAAAUAUCUUCUUCGAAUUCAGCAAAAGCACAUUCACAAGAGUUUCAUCAAUCAAGUUUUGUUGUAGAUGAAAUAAAGAGAUUAUGUGGAUGUGAGACAUGUAGUAAACAAUAAGCUUAAAAUAAAUCACGAAGUAAGAAAAUACAGCAGCAAGUAGUUGGGUGACUGUAGAGAUAUCAGUAAAUAUAUAAAGGCGAAAUUAAUCAGAUAAUAAUUCCAUAACAUAAAUGCCACAAUCAGUUGUUAAAAAUGUAACAAUAGCCGGCUUCACUAUAUACUACAGAAUAUAUGAUCUAUCUUGCACAUUUGUACCAAGCACUCGACUGAUAUACAGUUAGUGCAACCAUAACGUAUAAUUGAUACAUAAUGUAAAAUUAAAAUAAAAUAAUCAUGACAAACUGGCUCAU
Dendronephthya gigantea is the source of this 1748-nucleotide messenger RNA. RefSeq lists its product as uncharacterized. The transcript is spliced from 4 exons. NCBI's taxonomy places the organism in Eukaryota, Metazoa, Cnidaria, Anthozoa, Malacalcyonacea, Nephtheidae. Bases 457 to 1455 code for a protein of 332 amino acids. The record is from RefSeq and is a predicted model, not a curated record.